AUGAAGAUACACGCAAUUUAUCGGUCUAUCAGCAUUGCCAGCAACUCUUUUCUCCUUGUUUGUGAUUAUGAUAUGCCCACGCCACAAAAUACAAGGAAAUAUGGACAAGGUGAAUGUUGUCUUUUUUUCGCCAUCGUUUUACUCCCACACAUCUCUUUCUUCCAUCAUCGUAUCACUCUUCGAUUGCUGGUACAUCAAUGCCCUUGCCUUUCAUUGUUAUCCUACUUCCAUUCUCUUGUUGUCAUUGUGAUAUUUGGCUCUUUGGAUAAGCUACCUCUCGAGACACAUAUGCAAAGCUGGAUAAGAUGGCACGCCGCAACCCGCAUGGGGAGGGUGAUAUUACAGCACAAACGCAAGAACUCGUUUUGCAGCGUUGAAGAUUCUCCCGUGGCACCAGCUUCUGCUGCAUCCACCAUUCCAUUGGCAGCAUCUGUAGGUAUUGAAAAAUUCAACAUGGCUUAUUCUCACGUGAUGAAAGGAAAGAUGUGGUCAUUGAAGAAGGGCAAAGUCGUUGGAGAAAUCAUUAAGGAGCAUGCUAUUCGCUGUAAAAACGAGCACAUGCAAGACAUGAGCGAAGAUGACUUCUACAUCGAGGAUGUCAAAACCGUACCUACCGAAUUCAAUGUACAUUGGGACACUUGGUGA
Messenger RNA from Lichtheimia ornata, 645 nucleotides. RefSeq lists its product as uncharacterized. The transcript is spliced from 4 exons. NCBI's taxonomy places the organism in Eukaryota, Fungi, Mucoromycota, Mucoromycetes, Mucorales, Lichtheimiaceae. The record is from RefSeq and is a predicted model, not a curated record. Bases 1 to 645 code for a protein of 214 amino acids.